UUUGCCCGAUUUUUCUCAGGGAUUUUCCGGUAUUUAUAUACUGCCAAAAAUACCACAGCCGACUUGAAAUUUAAAUUGUGCUCGGAUUAAUUGUGGUCCCGAGUUGAAACGCAACUGGAGAGGAAGAGGGAGAGGAUAGCCGAGCGAAAGAGAGCGACUGGCCUAUACCAUAUAGCAUAUACAAUCCACAUUCUAUACUCCGCACUCGAGCAGCGAACAUCCAGUGUCCACAUCCGCAUCGGAUCGCCUUCACCAUCGCCAUCACAUCGCGGAGCAGCAACCAGUAAUUAUGGCCUGGCGAUUCAAGGCUUCCAAGUACAAAAAUGCCGCACCCAUUGUGCCCAAGGCGGAGGCCUGCGUCCGCGAGAUCUGCGUGGGCAGCUACCAGACCUACGGGAAUAAUAUCGCCGCCUCCGGCGCCUUCAUGGCCUUCAACUGGGAGCACACCGGUUCCAGUGUGGCCGUCCUCCCGCUGGACGAUUGCGGGCGGAAGAGCAAGACCAUGCCGCUGCUCCACGGGCACACGGACACAGUGACGGACCUCAAGUUCUCGCCGUUCCACGACGGACUGCUGGCCACCGCCUCGCAGGAUUGCCUGGUUAAGAUCUGGCACAUACCGGAAAAGGGUCUGGAGCAGUCGCUCUCCGAUCCGGAGGCCAUCUUCUCACACAAGCAGCGUCGCGUGGAGACAGUGGGCUUCCAUCCGACGGCCGAUGGCCUGAUGUACUCCACAGCCGCCGGCUGUGUGGCCCUCUUCGAUCUCAGCACCCAAAAGGAGAUCUUCUCGAACAAUGAGCACCCGGAGGUGAUACAGUCGGCCAGUUGGCGCGAGGAUGGCUCCGUUUUGGCCACCAGCUGCAAGGACAAGUGCGUGCGUAUCUUCGAUCCCCGAGCCGCCGGUUCGCCCAUCCAGUUGACCGCCGAAUCGCACCAGAGCAUCAAGGAUUCGCGCGUCGUCUGGCUGGGCAAUCAGCAGCGCAUCCUGACCACCGGUUUCGAUGCCGCCCGCCUGCGUCAGGUGAUCAUCCGCGAUGUGCGCAACUUCAGCACGCCCGAAAAGACCCUCGAACUGGACUGCUCCACGGGCAUUCUAAUGCCGCUCUUCGAUCCCGACACGAAUAUGCUCUUCCUGGCCGGCAAGGGCGAUACGACGAUUAACUAUCUGGAGAUUACGGACAAGGAUCCGUAUUUGAUUGAGGGACUGCGUCACACCGGCGAGCAGACGAAGGGCGCCUGUCUGGUGCCCAAGCGGGCGCUCAAGGUCAUGGAGGCGGAGGUCAACCGAGUGCUGCAGCUGACCUCUAACAUGGUCAUACCCAUUAUGUACCAGGUGCCCAGGAAGACAUAUCGCGAUUUCCAUGCCGAUCUCUAUCCGGAGACCACGGGCUACAAGACGGAACUGGUGGCCGGCGAAUGGCUGAAUGGCAGCAACCAGGCGGUGCCCAAGAUGAGCCUCGAUCCCGCCAAGCGCGAGCAUGGCGAUGAGCCAAUUAUUAUUCAUCGCGGCAACCUAAGCGAUUUCGUUAAGAACCUGGAGAAUCAGCGGGCCAAGAGCCAAACCACCGCCGCCAAGCGCAACGAUAACGAGCACUUUGUCAUGCUGAACAAGGGCAACAAUUUCGAGGAGAAGAACGGCAAUGACAACAGCAGCGAGAGCAACGGAAAGAAGAGCACUGCCUCGCAAUCCCAACAGUCGCAGCCGGAUGGGGAGUGCAGUGAGCUCAUCCGGAAGUUCGAGGCCAAAUACAAGGUGGACUCGGAGAAGGAGAAGGCGGCGAAUGCCUACGCCCAGUCCCAGGAGGAUGACAAGGAGUCGCCCACCGAGCAGGAACACUCGACGGGCAGCAGCGAGGAGCACUCCUCGCACUCAUCCGGCGGUGGAAUGGACAAUCACUCGGCCAGCGGCAGCCACUCGCCGCCGAAGCCCAUGCCGCGCACCUCGCGCAACAAUUCCCUGCCGGAGGCCAGCGAUUCCGCUGGGGAAUCGAGCAGCACCACCACGCCACGCCCGAGGCCGCGCACCACGGCUGCGUCUGCCUACAAGCCACGUUUGGGCCCGAAGCCCUUCUCCAGCACCACGGGUGACGUGUCGUUCGACAAGGUGUUCGCCGUUCCCCUGGCGCCGGGAUCCCAUGAGAACAUCUCGAACGUGGGCCAGGAAAGCGGAGUGGCGGAGCUGAUCCCGCCCGCCCAGGGGCCAAAGCCAGAUCUCAUUGUGGAAAUCGAAAUCAAAAAGAAACACGAAAGGGAGCCUGUGGUGGGCGGAAAUGGAGUCCAGAAAUCGCUAACCACCUCGGAGCGUCGCAAGUCCUCGGCUGACGAUGAUGAAUCAUCCGAUAAGAUAUUCGAGCAGAGCUCCGAGUCGUCGGAGAAUUCGGCGGAGGGCGAAGAUCGCACGGAUGCGGAUCUGCGACGCAGCUGCUCCUCGAGGAGCAGCUUUGCCGAGAGGCGGCGCAUCUACGAGAAUCGCUCCAAGAGUCAGGUGGACGAAAAGCCCCAGUCGCCAGUGCCAUUGCGUCGCGAGCACUCCAAAGUGGAGCCACUGAAGCCCAGUCAACAGCAGCAGCAGCAGCAGAUCGACACCAAGCGCAUUUCGGUGCCGGAGGGCAAACUAAUGGAGGAGCAUCGCCGCGGGAAUGGCGCCGCCGGUUUGAAGAAAUCCGCCACGGAGGCGGCCUUCAGUGCGGCCAGCACCAAGCGCACCUCCACCGUCUUCGGCAAGGUGUCCAAGUUCAGGCAUUUGAAGGGCACUCCCGGCCACAAGUCGACGCACAUCGAGAAUUUGCGCAAUCUGAGCCGCCAGAUACCGGGCGAAUGCAAUGGCUUCCAUGCCAACCAGGAGCGCGUGGCGGUUCCCCUCUCCGGACCCGGCGGCAAGAUAGCCAUCUUCGAGUUGAGCCGACCGGGACGACUGCCGGAUGGCGUGAUUCCAUCGCUUGUGAACGGCAGCAACAUCAUGGACUUCCAGUGGGAUCCCUUCGAUGCCCAGCGUUUGGCCGUCGCCUGCGACGAUGGCAUCGUGAAGCUCUGGCACAUCGAAGCCGGCGGACUGAGUGAGCCGACAAAUUCGCCAGCCGGCGAGCUGACCGCUCACCUGGACAAGAUCUACUUUAUCCGUUUCCAUCCGCUGGCCGCCGACGUUCUGCUGACCGCCAGCUACGAUAUGACCAUCAAGCUGUGGGAUUUGCGCACCAUGAGCGAGAAGUGCUCGCUGUCGGGGCACACGGAUCAGAUCUUUGACUUCGCCUGGAGUCCCUGCGGCCGUUUGGGCGCCAGCGUGUGCAAGGAUGGCAAGAUUAGGGUCUACAAUCCGAGGAAAUCGGAGACGCCCAUCAGGGAGGGCAAUGGACCGGUGGGAACUCGAGGAGCUCGCAUCACCUGGGCGCUGGAGGGGCACUACAUAGUCUGCACUGGAUUUGAUAAGGUUUCCGAGCGACAGAUUAGCGUGUACAAUGCCCAAAAGCUGUCGACGCCAUUGAACACGGCCAGUUUGGAUGUGUCGCCCUCGAUAUUGAUACCCUACUACGACGAGGACAGCUCCACGCUGUUCGUCACCGGCAAGGGCGACUCGACCAUCUACUGCUACGAGAUCACCGACGAGGAGCCGUACAUCUGCCCGCUGUCGCACCAUCGCUGCACCUCGCUGCACCAGGGCCUCAGCUUCCUCACCAAGAACCACUGCGAUGUGGCCAGCGUGGAGUUCUCGAAGGCCUAUCGGCUGACCAAUACCACCAUCGAGCCGCUAAGCUUCACAGUGCCCCGCAUUAAGAGCGAGCUGUUCCAAGACGAUCUGUUCCCACCCACACGCAUCACCUGGAGCGCCACGCUAAGCGCCGAGGACUGGUUUGCCAGCAACGAUAAGGCGGCACCCAAGGUCAGCUUGAAGCCGGAGGGCAUGGAGACAUUAUCUUCCAUACAGCAAGUGCCAGCGCAGCCUGUGAAGAAACCGGAUCAUCCCCAGUUCGGCGGUCAGAAGUCGGAAUUCGAGAUCAACAAACAGCAGGAGAUCCAGAAAUCGGUUAGCGCGCGCAUGGAGUUCACCACCAAGCUGGAGCAGGACGACAUGGAGGGCGUGGACGAGAACGAGUGGCAGGAGUAGCAGUGCAGCCAGCGUCUGCGGCGGACAUGAAUCAGUUCACAAUUUAGCGUUUAACCAAUGGGCGUAACUCUUUUUUUUACCAAUCUAGACAUGACAGCAGCAGAAGCAACAGCAAAAGUGCUCGACAUAAACAUAAACAACAUAUAUAUACUUGUGGGCGAGCGUAUAUAGAGAACUCGUAGUUAAGCCGAAAGUAAAACUAACACAACACACGACAUCCUCAUCCCUCGAUCCUCAUUCCUCGAUCCUCGUCAGAAUCCCAGCAUUUAGUUCCUCGCUCCUCCGCCAAUUUACUGCAGUUGCUCAAUAAUUGCCAAAUUACAAAUCAUAAGCCAGUUUUGUUCGUUUUGUUUGUGUUGUUUUUUUUUUAAAUCUAUAUAUUUUGUGUGUAUUAAUUUUUUUUAUAAUUUACCCAUACAUAUAUUUUGUGUUUUUUAUGUGUGCUAUUUAAGUAGUUAGUCCAAAAUUAGUUUAGCCUACUUAGGUGUUUACACUUACGAUUAAUUUCCUGGGUUCUCCCCGAGUCCUUCAGUUUGUGUGGCCAUAUAUGUAUAGGAUAUAUGGAAGGACUUAGAUGAUACUACUUUUACAUAUACGCAUAUGUAUUUCCCUCUCAGUUUGUUUCAUGUCUGCAUGCAUGCGAGUGAGUGAGUGAGAGAGCGAGAGAGUGUGUGUCUGUCCCCCUCUUUCGCAUUAUUUCACCCCCUGUAAUCCUGUAAUCCCAGACACCUUUUCAUUCCCCCAUCCAAGACAAGAAACUAAAACAUAUAGACUGUAGCCAAAAAAUAUUUGCUGAGAAUUACAAUCAAGCGAGACAAGACAAUUUUUGUACUGUAUAAUGCGUAAAUCAAACAUACUGCAACAGCCGAAUCAAACCGAAAAGACAUGCAAACAACAAUUCCAAAAUGUAUAACGAAAAGACUUGAACAGAUCUGAAUGGAUCUCCAUCCUCUGAAUAUCCUGCACCCCCGAAAAAAUCCCCUACUAACCCGAAAAAGGAAAGUAAUAAGUUGCCAUUGAAAUGCGUUUAUAAAAAAGUGAAAAAUGAAAAAAGGCAAUAGAACGUAACUCGAGUAGCAUACCCAUAGGCAAUAACGUUUUGUACUUGCAAUAGAAUAUACACAUUUACACAUAUAUAUACACGAUAUAUAUAUAG
Drosophila takahashii is the source of this 5255-nucleotide messenger RNA. RefSeq names its product coronin pod1 (gene pod1). The record is from RefSeq and is a predicted model, not a curated record. Gene Ontology annotation, molecular function: actin filament binding. Lineage: Eukaryota; Metazoa; Arthropoda; Insecta; Diptera; Drosophilidae. Gene Ontology annotation, biological process: actin filament organization.